Molecule: messenger RNA, 393 nt
Organism: Medicago truncatula (barrel medic)
Lineage: Eukaryota; Viridiplantae; Streptophyta; Magnoliopsida; Fabales; Fabaceae
Exons: 3
Coding region: 13-393 (126 amino acids)
Molecular function (GO): zinc ion binding
Source: RefSeq, a predicted model, not a curated record
UGUUUAGAAUUGAUGGGUGGUGCGCGAAUGGGCAAAAACAACUACAACAACCGUUAUUCAUCUUCAAGCUCUAUGUACAAUGAUGAUGUGAGAGAGCUUCAAUGUUGGUGUCCUAGAAUUUGUGUUGUAAGAAGAGCAAACACUGUCAAUAACCCAGGAAGGCUUUUCUAUGCUUGCCCUCUGCAUAAGGAUGAUUGUGAAAACUGUAAUAUUUUUGUGUGGGUUGAUGAAGCUGAAGAAUUAGGCUAUUUUAAAAACAAUGAUGCUGGUCAUGGAAGAAAUGCAAGGUUGAUCGAGAAGCCAAAUGAUAGGGGCAGAGAAGAGGUUUGGAGGGCAAGGUUGAUGGAUAAAGUUGAUUGUCUAGGAAGUGAGCUUAGUCAAUAUUCGAGUUAA